Molecule: messenger RNA, 607 nt
Organism: Onthophagus taurus
Lineage: Eukaryota; Metazoa; Arthropoda; Insecta; Coleoptera; Scarabaeidae
Product: calmodulin, flagellar-like
Molecular function (GO): calcium ion binding
Source: RefSeq, a predicted model, not a curated record
UUUAUCAAAUCCAAGAAUUCGGUUUGUAAAAAUUAUCUAAAAAUGAAUUUUAAAACUACCAGCACAACGUUAGGACUUUCAACAAUCUCCAAAUUUACGGGUUGUAAAUCAAGUUAUAAGGAUUCAAAAAAAGUUGAUGGAUUAGAAAAUCGCAUAAAAAUGUGGAGAGAAACGUUCGAAUUAGUGGCGGAAAACUCCGAAUUUGUAGCUACCACCCAAUUGGGGCCUAUGUUAAAAUCAAUCGGAUUUCACGUCGACGAUGAAGAAUUGCCAUAUAUAUUCGAUCAAGAAGAAAUGCGAUUAGGAGAUUUUCUUAAAAUAGCGAUUAAGAAAUAUAAACAAACUGAAAACGAGCGUAAAUUAAAAGAAGCUUUCAGAUCGUUUGAUUUGGAUAAAUGUGGGUAUAUUUCGGCGGAAAUUCUUCGACACGUUAUGUGUUACAUGGGCGAUCAAAUAAAGGAGGACACUACGGAUGAGAUUUUAAGACAAUUCGAGAUUGAUCCAGAUGAUGAUGAAGUUGAUUAUCUAGAAAUCGUUUCUAUCUUAAGCCAAAGUCGAAAUAUGAUUAAAGAUUUUGUAAAAUAAAAAUAAAAGGUUAUUAAGUUAU